AUGGAAUAUUCUGUAGGCGCCGGCGCCGGCGGAAUAGCGACCGCCGCCCGCCUGGCGAAACGAGGGUAUCAAGUGACGGUGGUCGAGAAGAACGGUGCCGUCGGGGGACGAUGCUCGUUGAUCGAGGAGAAUGGCUACCGCUUCGACCGCGGCCCCUCCCUCCUGCUCAUGCCAGAAUACUUUGAAGAAGUCUUCGCCGCCCUCGACACGACCCUCGCGGCAGAGGGGGUCGAGCUGCUGAAAUGCAACCCGAACUACCGGAUCUACUUCGCCGACGCCUCGCCCCCCCUCGAUCUGUCCACCGACAUGGCCGCCAUGCAAUCCGUGAUUCAGAAGCAUGAAGGCAGACCGGGAUGGGAGCGCUUCCUGCAGUUCCUGGUCGAGGCAGGACGGCACUACAACCUCUCGCGACAGCAUGUGCUGUACUCGAACUACCCGCACGUGUGGAGCAUCAUGAAGCCGGGGAUGGUGCGCAACAUCUUUCGGCUGCAUCCGUUCACGAGCGUCUACGCGCGGGCGGCGCAGUACCUCACGUCGGAGCGGUUGCGGCAGGCGUUCACAUUCGCGAGCAUGUAUCUCGGGAUGAACCCGUUCGAGGCGCCGGGGACGUACUCGCUGCUGCAGUAUGCCGAGUUUGUGUAUGGGGUGUGGUAUCCGCGGGGUGGGUUUCGACGGGUCCUCGACGCUAUCCACGCCAUCUCCACCCGGCACGGGGCCACCUACCGUCUCAACACGCCCGUCUCGCACAUCACCCUCUCCGCGGACCAGAAGACCGCCACCGGGGUGCAACUCACGACCGGCGAAACCCUAACCGCGGAUACGGUCAUCAUCAACGCCGACCUAAUCUACGCCUACACCCACCUCCUCCCGCCCACAGCAUACUCCACCUCCCUAACCAGACGAGAAACCUCGUGCAGCAGUAUCAGCUUCUUCUGGUCCUUCAACACGACCCUCCCUUUGCUCUCCGCGCACAACGUCUUCCUCGCGUCCGAAUACAAACAAAGCUUCGACGCGAUCUUCCACGACAAACACCUCCCCAGGGACCCAAGCUUCUACAUCCACGUCCCCAGCCGGGUCGACUCCACCGCCGCCCCGGCCGGCUGCGACGCGCUCGUCGUCCUCGUCCCCGUCGGCAACCUGGACAGCUCGCCCUCCUCCCCUGACACCGCCACCGCAAAAUCCCAGCCAGAGUACUGGGACAAGAUCGUCACGCAACUCCGCGAAACAAUCCUGACAACGAUAGAGGCUCGCACCGGCAAGCACAACCUGCGAUCCCAUCUGAUCCACGAGAAGCUGGAAACCCCGCUGACCUGGCGCGAGAAAUACAAUCUCGACCGCGGGGCGAUUCUAGGACUGUCGCAUUCGUUCUUCAAUGUGUUGGGGUUUCGGCCGAAGGUGCGACAUCCUGAUAUUAAAGGGUUGUUUUUUGUGGGGGCUAGUACGCAUCCUGGUACGGGGGUGCCGGUUUGUUUGGCAGGCAGUCGCAUUGUUUCCCAGGAGGUUGUCAGGGAUUUUGAGGGGGGGACGGGAGGGUGGACAGCCCUCGCAGGCGACUACAACAUCUCCACCCACGCAACCCUAACCCUCCUCCCUACCGGCAACCGCGUCUUUCUGGCCGUCUGCAGACUCUCCCCCCUCCGUUCCCGCAGAUACCGUCCAAUCUCUAUAUAG
Aspergillus uvarum CBS 121591 is the source of this 1671-nucleotide messenger RNA. Its product is annotated as phytoene desaturase family protein. The transcript has 5 exons. Gene Ontology annotation, molecular function: oxidoreductase activity. Lineage: Eukaryota; Fungi; Ascomycota; Eurotiomycetes; Eurotiales; Aspergillaceae. Gene Ontology annotation, biological process: carotenoid biosynthetic process. The coding region runs from base 1 to 1671 and encodes 556 amino acids. The record is from RefSeq and is a predicted model, not a curated record.